This is a messenger RNA of Spodoptera litura, 399 nucleotides long. NCBI's taxonomy places the organism in Eukaryota, Metazoa, Arthropoda, Insecta, Lepidoptera, Noctuidae. The record is from RefSeq and is a predicted model, not a curated record.
UAUAUAAGCUGUACGCGGUGCAGCUGUAGACAUUGUGUGAACAGCUCCGAUACAAUACCAACACCAACAAUGAAAUCCAUGAUCAUUUUCGCAGUUCUGGCCUUCCUGGCGGUCGCAAGCGCCAAGCCUUUCCUCGGUGACUUAGGAGCUGGUCUUGGGGAAGUAGGAGCUGGUCUUGGAGCUGGCCUUGGCAACAUCGGGGCUGGACUUGGGGCCGGACUUGAAGGUAUCGGAGCUGGUCUUGGCCUUGGUGGGCAUGGUGGCGGUAUCGGAGGACAGGGUGGUAUUGCCGGCCUGGGCGGUCGUGGUGGCAGAUACUAGGCCUACUUAAAAGACCUUAUUAACAGAAACAACAUCUUGUUUGUAAGACAAAUAAAUGAUUUGACUUGACUACUUCAA